CUAUGUAACAGUGUGACCGUUUCAAAAGCGGUUAGGCUCCAACUAAUCUAAUGUUUUCAAAUAAAGUUAUACAAAGUGACUUAAACUGAUAAAAAUGAACUAUUCAAAGUUAUGUAAAUACUUUCUGAACGCAACCGCCGCCUCAAUUGGUUGGUUGCUUAUAAAAUGCGUGAUGCGCAAGAUCAAGUUGCUGGGGACUCCAAACGAACAAUUCCACGAGGUGUUGUUUUUUAACGAGAUGUGCCAUAGUUGUGUUCACAAGCAUAUGACUGGACAGCAGUGCCAGAAUGUGCACUGCAUAGAUCGACAAGUGAAGCGUAUGCAGCAAAUGAUUGAUAAAUCAAAGUACAGCAUCGACCUGGCUAUCUACUCAUUGUCCACACCCGAAAUGAUAGAUGCACUGUAUCGUGCUUUGUCCCGUGGCAUAAAGUUGCGUCUAAUCAUCAACGAAACAUGCAGGCAGGAAAUGAUAACGUUGAGCAGACUAAGGAGAUGUGGAGCAUGCGUACGCAAACCACCAAUGACCAAACACUUAAUGCACCACAAGUUCUGUGUGAUCGAUGGACAUAAACGUGUCCAGCAAUUAUUGCGUCGCAGGAAUUGUGACGAUAGCGAGCUUAUAAAGUCCAACUGUCCGCUGGUAAUGAGCGGCUCCGCCAACUGGACCAACGGAGAUCUCUACACCAGCUACAAUAGUGUGAUUAUCAGCACUAAUAGCAAACUGGCAGCGGAGCUGGAGGCGGAGUUCUGCCGCCUUUGGCGGGAACUGAAAAAUCCCAACGAGAGAGAUUCAUAUGUCCUUUCGCCUUAGUAAAGCUGGCAAGCUACAAUAAACCAUUGUUUUUGUUGAA
Molecule: messenger RNA, 851 nt
Organism: Drosophila nasuta
Lineage: Eukaryota; Metazoa; Arthropoda; Insecta; Diptera; Drosophilidae
Product: mitochondrial cardiolipin hydrolase-like
Exons: 2
Coding region: 95-811 (238 amino acids)
Biological process (GO): piRNA processing
Cellular component (GO): mitochondrion
Molecular function (GO): RNA endonuclease activity producing 5'-phosphomonoesters, hydrolytic mechanism
Source: RefSeq, a predicted model, not a curated record